AUGGCCGGCGCGUCGGAGGCCGCUUCGCUCCGCGUCUCCGCUUCGGUGGGGAGCAACGCCGGCAUGCACCACGGCACCGCGACGCCGCAGGGGCUGACGGCGGGCCGCGGGCGCCGCGCGCGCGACGCGCUCGUGUUCGUGGCCGGCGUCGCGGCGGCACUGCUCGCGCUCGUUGGCAUGGCGUCGGUCCUCGACCCCGGCGGGCGCGGUGGCCUGGUCACCCUGGCGGUCCGCGUGCCCGGCCGGGAGGACGGGCCGCGCACGUUCUACGACGACCCGGAGCUGUCGUACGCCGUGGCGUCGGGCCGGCGCCUCACCGGGUAG
Messenger RNA from Miscanthus lutarioriparius, 324 nucleotides. Lineage: Eukaryota; Viridiplantae; Streptophyta; Magnoliopsida; Poales; Poaceae. The record is from the annotation of a GenBank genome assembly.